AGAAAGAACAAGAAGCUCUAUUCUUCUCAGCCCUCUUCCUCUCAACUUUCUUCGUAUCUUCUCUCCUCUCUUCCUCUUCUCUUAUCUGGUUGUAGGAUGCUAAACUUGUAACGUGGUAUCAGAAGGACUGCAAUUAGAUCUGAAUUUUCUCAUCUCUUCUCUGCUGAUCUUUAAUUUUUUUUUUUGAAACCCUUUGGUGAGCAGCCACUUAUUGCUGCACCUAUUAUGGCUUAAACACUCAAUCUCUCACCAAUGGAGUACUAGUAUCUACUUACAUAAUUAUCUACGAUUGCUAAUUUGAACAUCUAUGGAGCAAGGAUUGAUUAUUUUUCUUUGAAAAAUCAAAUUAUCAGGAAAUACCGGAUAAAAUUAAUGUUUUCUAGAUGCUUCCUGGUUGUUGGUUCCUUCGAUCAUAUGGGUAUUCUAUGCAUGGAUGCCACUGUUCUAUGUUAAAUCCACAUGAUUUGUGAUUUCUCCAACCAGGUGACAUCAAUUUUUUUACUUCUUCCUCAAUACCCUGCAAGUUCAAUCUUUUGUUCUAAAUAAAUGGUUGUUGCCUCGUUGCUUUGUGAUGCAUACUCAAUUUUUGGUUCCUUAUUACAACCCCGCAUCAAUUCUCUAUUGCUGCCUUUUUGAUCUAUUGGUUUUUGUUUUUGUUGAUCUUCCUUGGGGUUUUCAACACCUUAAAAGUUAAUUGAUUUUUUCUAUUUGCUCAUGUAUUUGAAAUUUCUCUGGUUGUUGUUCACUAUGGCUGAGAACAAGUCUACUACUUCUACAACAGACCAUGUGAAUGUAUAAAUCAUCUCUAUCAAGCUCAAAGGGAGCUUUAAUUAUUUACCAUGGGCUCAGGUUUUGAGAGUUUAUAUUAUUGCCAAAGAUAAGCUCAAGUUUAUUACUUCUGAUCCUCCUGCUUAUGCUAAUAAAGGCUAUAGUUCAUGGAUGAGAGAUAAUGAUAUCAUCUUCAUCUGGCCAUGGAACAGUUGGAAUUAACCAUUGCUUCUAACGUUAUGUUUUAGUCCACUGCUAUGGGUGUGUGGGAUGACCUAGAGAGAAUAAUACAACAACAUUAUUAACCAAAUAUUGAGUUGAAAGAAGCAAGAUGGUGCCCUUGAUGGUCGUGAAGAAUAAUCGUGAAGAUGGUGAAGGUCUGAAAAAUAAUGGAGAUGCAAGGGAGGAUCCAAAUCGGGGCCUUGUUAUCCAUGAGACUGAGGCGGUGGGUGAUAGACAUCCCUCAAAACAAUCCAAUGCUAGGGCAGCGGCCAAUGCAUCCUGGCCUGCAAUUGACUCUCUUCCUGAGCUGAUUCAAGCAGGCAAUAUCCAAAGAAUUGUCAUACCUCAGGAGGACUAUGAAUCCAAAUGCCAGGAUCUUCACAUGAGGAAGAUGAUUAGUGGAGGGUGUGAAAAAGAUGGGUUGUACUACCUCUACUAUGGUGCCCCUAAUUCUUUCACUAUUGCUACUGCUAUUAGUAGUGUCACUCCUUUCUAGUGGCAUUGUCGGUUAGGUCAUCUUCCAUUAGGCUCAAACUUUUAUAUUCUAUUUUUAAGUCAAUUCCUAAUAUGGAAUGUGAAGCCUGUGAAUUGAGAAAGCAUCAUCGUGCUUUUCUUCCUUCUCGUUUGGUGGCUCGUAAUCCUACUUCAUUUUCUUUAGUCCACUUAGAUAGUUAGGGUCCUUAUGGGGUUAGCAAUAGGAAUGGGUUCAGAUAUUUUGUGACACUUGUGGACAAUCAUUCUCGUAUUACUUGGUUGUACCUUUAAAAGAUUGCUUCAAAUUUUUAUCAAUGUUUCUGAAUUUUUAUAAUGAAAAAAAAACUCAAUUUGUUA
Messenger RNA from Macadamia integrifolia, 1821 nucleotides. RefSeq lists its product as uncharacterized. Bases 1100 to 1486 code for a protein of 128 amino acids. Lineage: Eukaryota; Viridiplantae; Streptophyta; Magnoliopsida; Proteales; Proteaceae. The record is from RefSeq and is a predicted model, not a curated record. The transcript is spliced from 2 exons.